Synchiropus splendidus (mandarinfish) is the source of this 1782-nucleotide messenger RNA. RefSeq names its product transmembrane protein 106Ba (gene tmem106ba). Lineage: Eukaryota; Metazoa; Chordata; Actinopteri; Syngnathiformes; Callionymidae. The record is from RefSeq and is a predicted model, not a curated record. Bases 121 to 909 code for a protein of 262 amino acids. The transcript has 8 exons.
AUCGACCAACCAGAAGCGGCGUGGGCGGGUCACUGUGCUGAUGCCUCGAACCAUAACAACAGUCUUCGACGUCUGAUUAAAGACUGUUCUGGAUAAAAGACCACCAAGACAGCUGCAGUCAUGGGCAAGUCCCAGUCACUCUUGGCCAAGCACAAAGACGAGAGUCAGGAUGCGCUGACGACCACCGAGGAGUACAAGGACUCUCAGACGGAUGAGGAGGGGAAGAACGGAGACGUGUCUCAGUUUCCCUACGUGGAGUUCACCGGGCGGGACAGUGUGACGUGCCCCACCUGCCAGGGCACUGGCCGAAUCCCCCGAGGUCAAGAGAACCAGCUGGUUGCGCUGAUUCCAUACAGCGACCAAAGACUGCGACCAAGCAGAACGAAGCUCUACGUUACAAUAUCAGUGGCAGUCUGCCUGUUGCUUUCUGGUCUGGCCGUGUUCUUCCUUUUCCCGCGCUCCAUUGACGUCUCCUAUGUGGGAGUGAAGUCAGCUUACGUCUCCUACGACCAGGACAAGCAGAUCGUCUAUCUCAACAUCACAAACACGCUCAACAUCACCAACAAUAACUACUACGCCAUAUCGGUGACCAACAUCACAGCCCAAGUUCAGUUCGCCAGGACGGUGAUCGGCAAGACCAAGCUGAACAACAGCACCGUCAUCAUACCUCUGGACGAGCGACAGAUCGACUACACAGUCCCAACGACCAUCGCUGACGAGAUGAGCUACAUGUUCAACUACUGCACCCUGCCCACGAUCAAGGUGCACAACAUGGUGGUGAUGAUGCAGGUGACGGUGACCACGACGUACUUCGGCCACACGGAGCAGGUCUCCCAGGAGAUGUACCAGUAUGUGGACUGCGGGGGAAACACCACCUCCUUGCACGGACACGUCCAGGUCUACCAGUAAGAAGAGGAAAGCGGUCGGCUCUUUCUGAAACCUUUGCUGUGCUCUCAGAAACCCUGGAACGUUUCUGGGUGUUAAGUGGAUCCUACUGAAGAGCGGGGAUGAUGCAUUUUAGAGGUGACAGCCAGCUCAAGUUUAGAAGUCAUUUCAGUAGAAUUUCAAAUUAAUCUUCAGAAGACAGGCGUUUUUACAUCCACUUGAAGCCUCGACGACACAAACUAACAGCGUUACUAAACCACUUUUGUAAAACAUCUGAUGACUUUGUGUGGCCAAGUUUAGCGACUGCACUCAGUAACCACUUUUGUAAGUUUUAAGUCCCUGAUAGAGUUGAGUGGAAACCACUGCUGAGGUUCAGAUCUGUCGUUCAGCUUUCCUGAGUGUGUUCCAGCUUCAACCACUGCUCAUUCCCUGUUUGGUGAAGAUCCACAGCGUCUCAUGCAGCAUAGACAGAAAAGCUGAGUUCUGUCGUAGAGGUUUUGUUUGUGUUGUAAUAGGAAUAAUCUGACAGAUCGGCUACAUACGUGUCUGCACUCUGCUAAUAUCCUAUUGUGUUUAUUUAUGACGUCGCUCUGCUGUCACUGCGUUUUGGGGGAGUUUGUUAUAGGUUUGCAAUUUUAACAAAACAGAAGAGACACUUUACAUUUUCAUGCAUUAAAACCUCACGCACCUUACAGAAGAGGAGUCAUGUCUUUCGAGGUGAUCUUGUUUGGAGUGAUAAUGUGUCUAUAAAAAUGUUCUGUUUAUAUAUAUAUAUAUGACGGUUGCCAUGGUGAAUGUUCCCAAACACUUUAGAAAGACUUUCCAUCACUGCCCAGCAUCUAAAGUGUGACAUGUGUUUUCAUGCAUGAAGCUGUAAAUAAAUUAAAACGUUUCAAA